Messenger RNA from Oncorhynchus masou masou (cherry salmon), 2297 nucleotides. RefSeq names its product zinc finger protein 883-like. The transcript has 3 exons. The coding region runs from base 130 to 1794 and encodes 554 amino acids. Gene Ontology annotation, molecular function: DNA-binding transcription factor activity, RNA polymerase II-specific. Gene Ontology annotation, cellular component: nucleus. NCBI's taxonomy places the organism in Eukaryota, Metazoa, Chordata, Actinopteri, Salmoniformes, Salmonidae. Gene Ontology annotation, biological process: regulation of transcription by RNA polymerase II. The record is from RefSeq and is a predicted model, not a curated record.
CAGAGCCUCACAUGUUGAAAUAUAACCGUCCGUUACCUCCCUAAUCUACAAUUCAACAGACUGGAGAUAAACAUCUCAUCUGGUUCACUUCUCCUGAACUCUGCAAACGACAAUAAACAAGUGUUUACAAUGAAUCAGGAAACACUCUCCCUCCAACCCUCCUCCCCCCUACCCUCCUCCCCCCUACCCCUCCCGGAGUCCCCGGGUCGUACCUCUCCUGGUAUCACCUUACUGCUGGGUCUGAAGAGGCUGUCUGUGCUGCUGGUCGACUGCAGGAAAACACCGGUGCUCGGGGACAGUCCGAACCGUCGCUCUCUCAGUAGAAGGGGCUUGUCAUCUGGGGAGGCUAAACAACAUCAUGAUAAUGAGGAGGCAGAGAAAAGUCUCUCAAGAUCAGAACACCAAGAGAAACAACAGCAGAGACCCUCAAGGAAGAAAUCUCACUGCUGCUCUGACUGUGGGAAGAGGUUUACCUCUUCAGCAAACCUUAGACAACACCAGAGAAUUCAUACUGGAGAGAAACCUUAUAGCUGUGAUCAAUGUGGGAAGAGAUUCAAUCAGAGAUUCAAUCUGAAGUCACACCAGAUCAUACACUCAGUAGAAAAACCUCACUGCUGCUCCCAGUGUGGAGCUAGCCUCUCCUCUGCCAGGGCACUGGAAGGACACAUGCGGAUUCACACUGGAGAGAAACCGUACCAGUGCUCAGAAUGUGGGCAGAGAUUUACAUACUCCAGUGGUUUACGGAUACACGAGAGAAUAAAACACACCGGCGAAAAACCACACUGUUGCUCUGACUGCGGGAAGAGAUUUGCUACAUCACAAAGCUUAAAAGCUCACUGGCGGAUUCACACUGGAGAGAGACCGUUCCACUGCUCUGAGUGUGGGAAGAGUUUCAAACAAGCCUCAACACUCUUUGAACACAAACGAAUACACACAGGAGAAAAGCCUCACCACUGUGAGCUGUGCGGGGGAAGCUAUUCCUCUUCUAAAUUACUCAGACUACACCAGAGGAUUCACACAGGGGAGAAACCUUACCAUUGUGCUGACUGUGGUAAAAGCUUCAGACUGAUUUGUAUUUUAAGAUGUCACCAGCUAAGACAUACUGGUGAGAAGCCCCACCAAUGUACUGAGUGUGGGAUGAGGUUUGCUGUUAAGAGUGGGCUCUGGUCACAUAACAUUGUGCACACUGGAGAGAAAGGAUACCAAUGCCCACAGUGCGGUAAGAAGCUUGGAUCAUCUAAUUCUCUAGAACAGCAUAAGCGAACACACACUGGACAGAAACCCUUCCACUGUUCCCACUGUAAAUUAAGCUUUGCCACUAAUUCAGCCCUGUACAAACACCAGAGAAUUCACACAGGUGAGAAACCACACAGCUGCAAUGUUUGCCAGAGGAGAUUUGGACGGUCCGAUCACCUGAAAAUUCACAUGCAAAUUCACACAGGAGAAAAGCCAUACCACUGCUCUAAGUGCGAGCUGAGUUUCACUAACAACAGAUCUCUGAAAGAACAUGAGGUCAGACACACAGAAGAUAAACCUCACUGCUGCUCCCAGUGCGGUGCUAGUCUCUCCUCUGCCAGGGCACUGGAAGGACACAUGCGGAUUCACACUGGAGAGAAACCGUACGAGUGCUCUGAAUGUGGGCAGAAGUUUGCACAUAGAGCCGAUCUUGGGACACACCGAAGAAUACACACAGGAGAGAAACCCUAUCACUGCUCUGACUGCAAGAAGAGCUUUUCAAGACUUUACUCUUUCAAAAAGCACAAGUUCACACAUUCAGAGAAGAUAAUGCUGUAAUCUACACCCUGAUUAGCCUGAUAUAAUGCUGUAAUCUACACCCUGAUUAGCCUGAUAUAAUGCUGUAAUCUACACCCUGAUUAGCCUGAUAUAAUGCUGUAAUCUACACCCCGAUUAGCCUGAUAUAAUGCUGUAAUCUACACCCCGAUUAGCCUGAUAUAAUGCUGUAAUCUACACCCCAAUUAGCCUGAUAUAAUGCUGUAAUCUACACCUUUAUUAGCCUGAUAUAAUGCUGUAAUCUACACCCUGAUUAGCCUGAUAUAAUGCUGUAAUCUACACCCUGAUUAGCCUGAUAUAAUGCUGUAAUCUACACCCCAAUUAGCCUGAUAUAAUGCUGUAAUCCACACCCUGAUUAGCCUGAUAUAAUGCUGUAAUCUACACCCUGAUAUAAUGCUGUAAUCUACACCCUGAUUAGCCUGAUAUAAUGCUGUAAUCUACACCCUGAUUAGCCUGAUAUAAUGCUGUAAUCUACACCCUGAUUAGCCUGAUAUAAUGCUGUAAUC